CGGAGACCCCGCUGAUCGAUAAGGCUCGCACUCCACUCUGGGACUGAGAGCAAUAUCCUCCUCCGUUGUCGGUCUUCGAGAACUAUCCCCUCUUUCAGUUUAUUCUAUCGACAGACAACCUGUCAGGCAUCAUCCCUGCCAGGAUUACUACGAAAUUAGAUAACCGCCUGAUCCAUUGCGCCUUGUCAGUCUAAGCAUCCAACGAAUUUCGGUGAAAGGGAUAUCGGACUCCUCAAUCUGGCGCCAUGUCCAACUCUUUUCUAGGCCUUGAAGGGUUACAUGUCUUCAUCACUGGUGCCGCUGGCGGAAUUGGAAGCCAGGCUAUUCGGGAGUUUCUAGACCACGGAUGCAAUGUCACCGCACACGACCUCCGACCCAUCGAGGUCCCAUCUCUUCACGGCGAGCAAUAUGCCCGUCUUCACACCGUAACGGGUGAUAUUUCAGACGAGGAAUCCAUCCGUUCCUGCUUCCAACAAGCCAGGAAGCGCUUCGGGCCCGUCAACAUCCUAAUCGCCAAUGCAGGUAUCACGGACGAAAGUAACGAGUACCCCAUCUGGGAAAUGCCCCUGGACCUAUGGGAAAAGACCUAUAGGACAAAUAUCCGAGGCACAUUCCUGACCAUCAAGCAUUUCCUGCGCGCUGCAAAUGCCGCCCAGGAUGCGCUUGGUAGAGAACUAGAUAAUCUGGCUAUUGUCGUGACGGGCAGUGAGUGCGGCAAGUUUGGUCAGGCGGGUCAUUCUGAGUAUGCUUCUGGAAAGGCUGGUUUGCAGUAUGGGUUGAUUAGGGGCGUGAAGAAUGAGAUUGUUCGUUUGAACAGCAAGGCUAGGAUCAAUUCUGUCGCGCCGGGUUGGGUUAAUACCCCGUUGAUCGAGGGUAGACUUGAUCAUCCGAAGGAGAUGUGGGCUGAAGCGCAGGCUACAGUUCCCUUAAGGAAGAUCGCGAAGCCCGAAGACGUCGCUCGCGCAAUGGCAUUUUUGGCCUCACACCGCGCCGCGGGUCAUAUCUCUGGCGAGUGCCUGAGUGUGGAUGGAGGCAUGGAGGGCCGUCUUGUCUGGAAAGAGAACGAGGUUGUUAAGACAUCCUCUUCUAGUCAGCUGGCCGUGGCUUCGAAACCGCAAGAGCAGAGUGUUUCCCAGUCUAUCCCCAGAGCACUCACCAAACCAAAGAGGAACAAAAUCCGUGUAUCCGUCUCUAUAGAUCUGGAUGCUGUCUCAGGAUGGCUGGGAACAGGUUCGCAUCCAGACAACAUCUUAGCCGACUACUCCUCUGGCUUUUUCGCCGCCAAAGUCGGCGUCCCGCGUCUCCUCCACAUGCUUAAAAAAGUCGGAAUCGCCGACCGCUGCACAUGGUUCAUUCCAGGCCACUCCGCAGAGAGCUUCCCAGAGGAGGUGCGCCAAGUGGUAGAAUCUGGCUGCGAAAUCGGACUACACGGCUACGCCCAUGAGGGCGCAUACCAAAUGACACCGGCGCAGGAGCGUGAUGUACUCGAGAGAUGCAUCGAGAUUUCCAAGAAACUAACAGGAAAGAAACCCGCUGGAUACAGAGCUCCACUGUAUCAACUUCGAGAAUCAACUCUCGAUCUAUUGGAGGAGUAUGGCUUUGAAUACGACGCUUCUCUCACCGACCACGAUUCCCAUCCUUUCUUCGCCCCUCGUCGUCCUGCCCUCCAACCCAUCGACUUCUCCCAACCAGCCUCAACCUGGAUGCAUCCCAUCCCGCCGCCCACGAACGACAACAAACCCGACCGUCGUCCCCUCGUCUGCAUCCCCUGCAACUGGUACAUGGAAGACAUGACCCCGAUGCAAUUCCUCCCGCACGCACACAACUCACACGGCUACGUCGACGUGCGCGUGAUCGAACAGAUGUGGCGGGAUCGAUUCCUCUGGAUUCGAGAGAAUGAGGAAGAGCCGAUCUUCCCAGUGCUCAUGCAUCCGGAUACGAGUGGGAUGGCGCAUGUGAUUGGGAUGUUGGAGAGAAUGUUGAGAUGGUUGAAGGGGUGGGGGGAGGAUGAGAUUGAGUUUUGUCAGACGGGGGAGAUUGCGAGGUGGUGGAGGGAAAAGGAGUUGGUCGCGGGGGCGCAGUAGACUAGAUUUCUUCUCCUUUCUUUUCUUUUUUACUCGUAGAUUAUGAUAUAACAUAUAAAUAUGAUUUUCUG
Messenger RNA from Paecilomyces variotii, 2155 nucleotides. Its product is annotated as putative xylanase/chitin deacetylase. The transcript is spliced from 5 exons. The record is from RefSeq and is a predicted model, not a curated record. Bases 246 to 2084 code for a protein of 612 amino acids. Gene Ontology annotation, biological process: carbohydrate metabolic process. Gene Ontology annotation, molecular function: hydrolase activity, acting on carbon-nitrogen (but not peptide) bonds. Lineage: Eukaryota; Fungi; Ascomycota; Eurotiomycetes; Eurotiales; Thermoascaceae.